Danio rerio (zebrafish) is the source of this 3158-nucleotide messenger RNA. The record is from RefSeq and is a predicted model, not a curated record. NCBI's taxonomy places the organism in Eukaryota, Metazoa, Chordata, Actinopteri, Cypriniformes, Danionidae.
AAAACUAAGUAAAGGGGUUCAUAAAUCACCGCUUGAUGCAUAUUCUCUGAGGAGCAGUCAGCUCUUUUCCUAGAGGCAGUUUCUAAUAAUUCCCGGAACACAGAGAGCGUCUCGCUCAGCAGAACACGCUGGAUGAACGCAGCGGUGCCGCAAUCAGCGAAAUCCCGCAUUCUCCAUUCACAUCCACACCGCGUCUGCUGCUGCCUCACAUAAACAGAAGGCUAUAGCAUUUGUCUUAGACAGCAACUGACAGCAUACAGCUGCAAGAACACAGCUGCAAGAACCGCAUCGCUUGGACCUCACAGAGGUUUGAUCGCAUUUUAAGCUCCAAUUCAAUCUGGAGAUCGUUUGGUUUUAAACCGAGCGCACGCACGAUGGUUCAUCUGCAUCCCCGCCGAAGAAAACUGGUUUGGCUGUUGCCCGGUCUGCUUGGAGUCUGCAUGGCAUUUGGCCCAAGCAAAGCAGAGGAGGAAGAUUAUGAGGACGUCCCUAUAAAUAAAACAUGGGUUUUAUCACCAAAGGUCUACGAGAGCGACGUCACUCUUAUCCUAAACAAAUUACUGCAAGGUUAUGACAACAAACUGAGACCGGAUAUCGGAGUGAGACCGACGGUGAUUGAGACGGCAGUGUACGUGAACAGCAUAGGCCCAGUAGACCCCAUCAACAUGGAGUACACCAUAGACAUCUUCUUUGCUCAGACGUGGUACGACAGCAGACUCAAAUUCAACAGCUCAAUGAAACUCCUCAUGCUCAACAGCAACAUGGUCGGAAAAAUCUGGAUCCCUGACACGUUUUUCCGCAACUCACGUAAAUCUGACGCCCACUGGAUCACCACCCCCAAUCGCCUUCUGCGGCUCUGGAGCAAUGGAAGAGUCAUGUACACUCUAAGGUUGACUAUUAAUGCGGAAUGCUACCUUAAGCUGCAUAACUUUCCAAUGGACGAACAUUCGUGCCCUCUGGAGUUUUCGAGCUAUGGGUAUCCAAAGAAUGAGAUCCAGUAUAGAUGGCAGCGUCGUUCUGUUGAGGUUGCAGACCAGCGGUACUGGAGGCUUUACCAGUUUGCCUUUGUGGGCUUAAGAAACUCUUCUGAUGUGGCAAACACUCAGUCUGGGGAAUAUGUGGUUAUGACCAUUUUCUUCGACCUGAGCCGGAGAAUGGGCUACUUCACCAUCCAGACCUACAUCCCCUGCAGCAUGAUUGUGGUUUUGUCGUGGGUCUCUUUCUGGAUUAAUAAGGACGCCGUACCAGCCAGAACAUCAUUAGGCAUCACAACUGUGCUCACCAUGACAACUCUUAGCACCAUCUCCAGAAAGUCCUUGCCGAAAGUGUCAUAUGUGACGGCCAUGGAUCUGUUCGUUUCUGUCUGCUUCAUCUUCACCUUCGCUGCCCUGAUGGAAUACGGAACUCUGCAUUAUUUCACAAGCAAUCGACAGAACAAGAAGACCAAGUCAAGCCACGCACAGAAACCCAGCAUGGUUAACAUCAGACCGGGGACAUCUCUGCUGCAGAUGAACAAUAUUGCUCCCUACCACGAGGAUGAUGAUUAUGCGUAUGAGUGUCUGGAUGGAAAAGACUGCACCAGUUUCUUCUGCUGCUUCGACGACUGUCGCUCCGGAGCUUGGCGUGAGAACAGAAUGCAUGUCCAUGUCUCCAAAAUCGACUCUUAUUCUAGAAUAUUCUUCCCAACCGCCUUCGGCCUCUUCAAUCUUGUCUACUGGAUUGGAUAUCUGUAUCUUUAAAGAUGUUGAGCAACUGGGAGAGGGACUCUAGUAAUAUCGCAAAUCAUCUGUGAAUACUCCAUCUGCUAAAUCCAGCAGCAUAAAUCUUUGAGAGAAGGGACGUGUGAGGCUUGUGAGGUUGGAUGUAUUAAUACUUAAUGUGUCUAUAAUCGUACCGGCUAUGUGAUUUAUUAGAAGAUUUAUAUCUUGGAAUGAUGGUUACAAUGAUUACAAUACAGCAUAUUACCAGCGAUAUCAUUGUUUUUGAGAAGGAAAUGCAGAUAGUUAGAUUUUACAUCAGAUAAGCAGGCCAUAUCGAAGAGAUUUCAUCUAUAUCACCUAGUUUAAAAGCCACAAAAAUCAGCAGAUUUUAAAAAAAGAAAUGCAAUAUUAAUAUUACUUCUGCAGCUGUGUUAUCUUCAGGUUGCUAUCUCUCUGGCUGAAGCAAAAUUAUUAUUUGCAAUGAACAGUAGAUAAGAUAUUAGUCGCUUCUGAUGCAAAUUUCAAAGGUAGUAGAUAGAACAGCUGGCUGUGAGAAAAGUAGUAGCCUUUUUGUGCAUAUUAAUCAGAAUUUCUUAUUUUAAACAUACAGUAAAAGUAGGUCUGGGAUAUAAAUACUUAUUUCAUGAUUUUAAUUGAUUCUAAUUUUGAUAAAUCAACAAUAUACAUUUUUGAAGACUUCACAUAGCUGAUGAUUGCUAAUAAGGUUGUUUGGCAUGCUGUCCCGGGAGAGCCCUGAGCUUAUAAGAUCCUCAAGCCCUGGGCUCCCUCUCAUUAGCAGGUUGAGAGGGAAGUUUGCGCUCAGAUACUGUAGAUCUGGAUGUGCUCCCAUGACUUAUUUCUGGCUAAUGGCAAAUAAAAAAAUGGCUAAGGAGAUAUAUACUGCUUGCUAAGAGCUUGACUAUGAUGCCAAUUUGGUAUGUUUAAUUUACUUAGGUUGCGUGUUUUCUGGACUGUGGGAGAAAACCAGAGAACCCAGUGAAAACCCAGACGAGAUCGGGGAGAACAAUCAAACUUCGCACAGAAAUGUCAAUUGGUUUAGCUGGGACUUUAACCAGGGACAUUGUUACUGUAAGGCAACAGUGCUAAUCACUGGGCUGCCAUGUCGCCCACCUAGAAACAAGGGGGAGUAGGGAUGGAAGGAGGAUUCUUAAAGACAAACCCUUUCUACCCCCACUCCCCCCCUUCCUGAUUCUUCAAGUCAAAUAUACUAGGAUAAGAUAUUUUUAGUGAGUUGGGAAUUGUCUGAUUAGUGAAUCAAGUGUUAAUAAGGGACCAGCUGUGAUCAAUCAUGCAAGCGAUCCUCUUGAAAUCAGUUUACAAAUAAACUUUGCUUACUUUAUCUUCAUUUAUUUGACUUUACAUUGAAGAACAUUAGAGUGGCAUGGUGGCUCAGUGGUUGGCACUUGUCACCUCACAGCAAGAAAGUCGCUGGUUGGA